This is a messenger RNA of Colletotrichum scovillei, 4589 nucleotides long. Its product is annotated as cyclin domain-containing protein. Gene Ontology annotation, cellular component: centrosome; nucleus; cyclin-dependent protein kinase holoenzyme complex. The transcript has 2 exons. The coding region runs from base 2294 to 3514 and encodes 406 amino acids. The record is from RefSeq and is a predicted model, not a curated record. Gene Ontology annotation, molecular function: cyclin-dependent protein serine/threonine kinase regulator activity. NCBI's taxonomy places the organism in Eukaryota, Fungi, Ascomycota, Sordariomycetes, Glomerellales, Glomerellaceae. Gene Ontology annotation, biological process: mitotic cell cycle phase transition; regulation of cyclin-dependent protein serine/threonine kinase activity.
CCUUUACCUACCCUCACCUCCCCCUUCUCUCCUCCUCCUCGUCCCUCCCCAUCCAUUCAUUCCCUCCUCUUCCUCUCCCCCCGAAGACAGUCCUUCCUGACUCCUUUGCUCGCCGAAAACGAAUAAAGGGUCUUUCCAUUCUCUAAUCCUCUUCCCCCCAAUUGAGAAUAGGAAAAAAGAGGAAGGUAGGAGAAAGAGAGAAGACUUAAUCUGGCGACGUCCCCUCCCUGACUGAACCGACUCGUCUCCCUCGACUCCCAACUCACCACCACCAACCACGCCCAAAGCUGUCAAGGUCGAACCAGCUUCAUCUUGCACACGCCCCCCUUCUUCUCCCAUCAACUCCCCGACAAUCCUCGACAGUUGGAAACGGUUCGCCAAUUCCCAGGUUUUCGAGCUUGCAGAGUGUGACCGGAAAAGCCACAAGAGAGCAGGACCACCGCAACAAAGAGAAAGAGACUGGAACUCGAUUUAAAGAUAUAGUGAAGAAGACCUUGAUUGGUAUUUUCUACACUGCUCUUUCAUCAGACAAGACAAGCAAAAAGACUCCCACGUCCCUCCCGUUCCUUGCAUCCCUCUCCCGACCGUCCGCCCUUCCCGCGACGACCAAUCCAACCAACCCAUCACCCCCUGAAGAAUUCCUCGCCUCCACGACGACCAAAGGAACUCGACUCAGACGUGCAACUUCCACGACGCAACAAAACCCACACACCCAUCCUCGGCCCUCCGACGACUACCACGAAAGCUCCCUUUCGUUCCGCCGGCCUGCCAUCCCGCCCUCAUUCCUUCCAAGAGCCCCUUUGCGAUCUUGGAUUGUGUCGGCCCCAAAGCUUCUCGAGCAACCCCGUUCUCCAGAAGCCCGAUUCUUCAUCCCCGUGGAUUCCCAAUCUCAGGUUCCCUCGACAAGGAAAGAAAACUACAGGAGAAUCUUUUUUUUGGUUCACUAUUGCUUUCUCUCAAGGCUUGUCAGACCAUCGAGAAUACCUCAUACAUGAUCCCACCAGGAUUAUAGAUCAUCCCUUUUUGUCCUUCGGGCACCAUCUGUGAAAAGGUACGUUUUUUUCUUACUACAACAAUGUAAUUCAGAUGAAGAUGUGCGCCUGGCCUACCUAUUCACCACCAUCAAUCCACCUGCCCUGACCAGUCCAGCCUGAUGACGGGAUGAACCUUCGUCUCCAUCUUCCAAACCUUCCCCUACCCAGAGCUUUCUCCGUUCACCACCAUCUCCACUACAAGCACUCAUCAUCCCCUUUACGUUACCGCAUCUGUUAAGAGCCCGGUGUCUAAACUUCACAUCUUCCCUCCCUCCACAGCUUUUGCGUGCCGUUGUGGUAUUUCUACUCGGCGAUCCACGUACACAAAGUUUCCCCCCACAUUUUACCAAGAAACCAAAACCACCACCAGUCCGAGGUCAGGAUAGCUCGAGGGGAUACGUUCAUUCGUCGCUCCCCCAAUCCCAUCCUCAGGAAUUGUCUCAAUUUCGUCUGUCUUGACAGUCAAAGUUGCACAACAACCGUGGCGGUAAGCCUCGCCAUCACUUCACACUCCAGCCCUUUUCCCUUCCCAGUUCCUGAGCCUCUGCCCUCUACUCACUCCCUUCUGCCCCUACGGUCCUCUCACUGCCUAGCCCCCCAGUCAAGAGACGCCAGUCUAGAUGAUUCUCCAUCUCCCCUCGUGCCAAUCCGUCUCCCCACCACCCACUGGUCGAAUCAGGGCGACUCUAUCUGAGUUCGAGAUCUUCCCCCUUUAGAUCGGCACCAAGCGGUAUUUACAGAAGCCGGUUGCUCCUUCAUCGCGCCCGUCGUCAACCUUCAAACAGCUGCUUGUCUCACUUCGUCCACUACUCUAGGCUCCCUCGAGCGCCUGCAAUCGUCUAAACGAACCGCGAGCUAACCCAAUCUUUUCUCUUCUUUUAGAGCCAUCCACUCGACCUCUCUCAUAAACGGCCAGUUUCCCGGCCACCUUUCCGUCCGUCAAUCUCACACGAGGAACUCGGUCUCGCAUCAUUUCGGCUUCUCAUCCAGCCACAGUCACUCUUUUGCCGGACCCUGUUCGCUUUCAACACGCUCCUUCUAAUACUAAUAUUCUAAUCUCUCGGUUGCACCAUUCCACUCUUUCACAGCACCGAUUCUGAAGACUUUUUUUUACCGUUUCUUUUUUCACGUCCUUCCGUCUCCGACCACCAAAAAAGCUUCCUGGAGAACUUAAUCGUCAUUCUUUCCCGUUUCGGAACUUCGACCCGUCAGCCAACCCCCCUCAUACCCGCCCUCGACUCACUACAUCACAAUUCAAAAUGGCGUACUACCAACAACAACAGCAGCACUCCGAUCCUACCUUCUUCACAGAGGACCACGACGAACCCCAACGGCCAAGAAUGGGCACUCGGGACGCCGCCAAGAUGAUUGCGAGGCAACGGCAGGAGAUUAUCGCCAGCGAGCUUUCCCGGAUAGCUGGUGACGAGUACUUGGAGGAUAUCAUGAAGCACAUGAGGCACAUGGAGGAUGAGACGAUGCCUGAUGCCAAUCUCAUCGACAUGCAAAGAGAGAUCCAAUGGUACAUGAGACCCUAUCUCAUCGACUUUCUCAUCGAAGCCCAUGCCGCCUUCGCCCUCCUCCCCGAGACUCUUUUCCUCACUGUGAACCUCCUCGAUCGGUACUGCUCAAAGCGUGUCGUCUACAAGCAACACUACCAGCUCGUCGGUUGCGCCGCUCUCCUGAUUGCCGCCAAGUACGGUGACAAGAAGGACCGUGUGCCCCAGAUCCACGAACUCAACAACAUGUGCUGUGGCUUGUACGACGCCGGCAUGUUCACCCAGAUGGAGAUGCACGUCCUCAACACCCUCGAGUGGACCAUUGGCCACCCCACUGUCGACUUCUUUACCCAGCUCAUCGUCGCUGAGGAGCACGACAAGGUUGAGGUUGAGCACAUGGCUGCCUACAUCUGCGAGAUCGCCCUGUACCACCGUGACUUCGUCUCCACCAAGCCUUCCAUCAUGGCUCGCUCAUCUCUCGCCUUGGCAAGAGCGAUCCUUGGGGAGCCCGAGAUCAACGACGGAGAAUGGGACCACGUUGAGAACGUUACCCUGCUGACCCUCUCUCAACACCUGCACAGCCCCUCCGUCGCCCUCGCGAGGAAGUACUCAUCAUCACACUUCUCCGGCGUCGCCAAGAAGCUUGCGUCUUUCAUGGCUCACCAAGCUAGCAUCGCGCGAGCCCAGUCGGGGGUCCCUCCGAGUCCGCCUUCUGAGUCCGCCUCAAAACACUCAAACAUCUACAGCACCCCCCACAAAGGCCACGGAGCUGUCGCAGGAGUAGUAGAAGGAUACAUGACCCCGCCCAUCACCCCUGAUGGCGCCGCAUACGGAACCGUGAACAAGGACGCAUACCCCAUGCCGCCGAGAUGUCCGGUCACCCCGACGCCACAACCCAACACAGCGGCGUACGCGCAACAACAAGUGCAGCAGCAAUACGCCCCCUUUGUACACCAACAUACGACAGGCCACCACAUGGCCUAAACGUCGACUAGCACGAGUCGAACUCAGGACCGACUUGUCGGUCCGCCCCGCGGAGUCCCACACAGCGAACCAACGCUACGAUACGGGCAAUCGAAGCUUUCCCCUCAUUAUACCCGUGGCAGGGCAAUUGAGCGAUCUCCCAGGAAGUGGAUUAAAAAGGAAAAAAAGAUUGUUUGCCGCAUGCAUACAGAAUGGUUUUUUUCAUCAACACGUCAUGGCAUCGAGCGAUUUGAUUUUUAUGCAACAAAGUCCAUUUUCACUCAGCAGAAGUGUCCCAAAAAAAGGAAUACGGAUCAUACCCCAAACAACCCCCGAGUUAUUUUUUUCUCAACAGCAUUCAGCGGCUUUUUAUUACAUACACAACACACCCCAACGAAGAGUUUUUACGUUCGCGAGAUGGUCACCCCAGGAUGGGUGAAGGAUUGGAAUCACAGCGGUCAUCCUUCACGGUAAUUUGAAGCUGGGAUCCAGGCGACGAGAUAUCGACACCCCCGACCCAUCGUUCACAACACACCAAUGAAGGGACACCAGCCAAGGUCAGAUUGUAGGGUCUCAGGAUGAGAUUCGACCUGAAUGGGAAUUCUUGAAGGAGGAGAAAAAAAAAGAAGCACAGUGGAUUUUUUUCGACGGAUCGGUGGGACCUCGAUGGACUUUAACCCGAUGGGAAAAGACUCUUGGACUCGCUCAAGGAAGGGAAACCUGCGGCCACUGAGCACACGAACACCUCCUGGCCGGUUUACUUUUUUCGCACCUUGGAACCAACCAUUUCGAGAGUGGUGGACAGAUUGUUUCCUUUUUCUUUGAUCAUUGAAGGCCGGAUAUCCCCUAAUUGGCCAACAAUGGAUACAAAGGGAUACCAAAGGAAUCGGUUUUUGGUCCGCACGUUACUUUUGGAGACAAGGCUGGAUUCGUUCUCUUUCGAUGACCAGAAGGAAAUUUCUGGAUGGAGAGAAGGAAAUGGGGGGAUGACCAUGAUACGGUACCACCCCCUUACCCAGCCGGGGCGAGAGCCCUCGAGACUUUCGUAUACCCGCAUUUGGACUCCCUUAUGUGUAAGGUAGUUGUACAAAGGCAC